ACUUGGAGAGGAUGUCAGCCUCGUGGCGCCCCACCUUCAGCGACCCGAGCACCUUCUUAAUAGCCACCCGCUCUCGGGAAUCGGCAUGGUACCCGAGAUACACGGUGCCAUAAGUGCCGCGCCCGAUCUCUGCAUGCUUCUCGUACGCGCCCAGACGCUUCCGCGCGUCACUGCCCAUCCGGCGCUUCAUAGUCGUCUGCAGCGUUCUGAGUGGGGCUAUUUUGGGUUGGCAAACCGCUUUUCGGCCAAUCGUGCGCGAGCUGGGACGCGGAGGUGCAACGACAAGUGGAUGCGGGCAGGCUCAAGCCAGUACGAUCGCCGGCGUCGACAGAAGGGGGCAGGGGCAGGUGGCGGGCGAUUCGUUUAGUGACGUCGACCUUUGCGUCUGAGUAUGGUGUCGCCGUUUGGAACCCGUCGCCCCAAAAGGAGCGAGAAAGAGAGCGGCGAGAGGGAAAGAGAGUGAGCACAAGCGGUCGGCCGUUCUCGGCUGGGGUUUCUGCCAUUCUCGAUCGCUUCUGGCCGCCCCCACAGACACACAGACGCCCCAACUCUCCGGAGCACUCCCACAUACACAUACCGACACAGGCCCACGAUGAAGAAGUCAACGAAGAGCGUGCGAUGGUCCACCGUGACAGUGUAUGAGUUCGGCGUAGCACUGGGAGGCAGCGCCGUCCCGCGCCGCGGCGGCCCGUCCAUCGGCUUGGCCCGCACACCGCAGCAGGUGUGGAGCACGACGCUGGAUAAGGUGCGGCGCUGCGGGGACCUGGCGCUCACGCGGCCGGGCUCCGCUGGAGACGCCGAUGACACCGAGCAGAAGGAGAACGCAGACACUUUGGACCGGAAUGAGCAGCGCAAGCGCCGGGUGCUGCGCGCACGGAGAGUGCGUUGGCUAAAGCCGCUAGAGCGCAUCACGAUGCUGACCAAGGCUGGCUGCAGCGAAGAGCGCAUCUACCGCAUGAUGAUGGAGAGCUCCGACAUCGCCAUGUCCAGGAGGCUCUGCGUCUCGAUGCAGCGGCAAGUGGCAGCAUGAAGGCGUGGAAUCUCUCACGUCUGGCGAGCAGGGACGAAAGUGGAUGAUAUCGCGCUGGUUGGCGCCGCUACGCACCAAAGAAGACCAGAAGGUAGUAGAGUAUGGAUGACAAUGAAGAACUAUUUACUGUGUACUAAGGUGGUUUAGCUGUUGUUCCUACGAUGCUGUUGGGCAUCAGUUUGUCUUGGUAUCAUCACGGCUAAACGUGGUGGU
Molecule: messenger RNA, 1243 nt
Organism: Phytophthora nicotianae INRA-310
Lineage: Eukaryota; Oomycota; Peronosporomycetes; Peronosporales; Peronosporaceae
Exons: 1
Coding region: 593-1030 (145 amino acids)
Source: RefSeq, a predicted model, not a curated record